AUGGUAGAGGUAGUAGAUUGGGAGAUGUUGGGUGGGUUUUAUUGGGAUGAUGAGGAGAAGGGGAGAGGAUAUCCCAGAUUAUUUGUUCGUGAAAUGGAUGAAGAUGGAUUUGUUGAUACUACUGAGAUUUUGAUAAAGAAUGAGGGGUGGAAAGAAACAGAGAUGCGAAAUGAUAAUUCGCAGCAGCCGAAGUAUGUAGGUGAAUUGCAAACAAAAGGACAUGGAAAGAAUAAUAAGAGACGUCGAGAGGAACGCGGUGAGAGUUCGGUGAUUAAGAAGGCAAAACCAGCAGCGUUGAAUAUUAUUUCAAACUCUCGGUGA
Messenger RNA from Sclerotinia sclerotiorum 1980 UF-70, 321 nucleotides. RefSeq lists its product with no specific name. The record is from RefSeq and is a predicted model, not a curated record. The coding region runs from base 1 to 321 and encodes 106 amino acids. Lineage: Eukaryota; Fungi; Ascomycota; Leotiomycetes; Helotiales; Sclerotiniaceae. The transcript has a single exon.